This is a messenger RNA of Ruditapes philippinarum (Manila clam), 395 nucleotides long. Its product is annotated as ELMO domain-containing protein 3-like. The coding region runs from base 2 to 277 and encodes 91 amino acids. The record is from RefSeq and is a predicted model, not a curated record. NCBI's taxonomy places the organism in Eukaryota, Metazoa, Mollusca, Bivalvia, Venerida, Veneridae. The transcript is spliced from 2 exons.
AAUGGAAUGCAAUAGACGUCAUGAAGUUGUUCGUGUUGUCAAUGAUUUCUAUGCAGGCCUUUAUCUACAUUUAUACCAGAUUUGGGAAGGAGAGGGUAAAACUAUAUCAGACUCAGGCUUUGUCAUCAAAGAUAUUGAAACGAAAGCUAAGAAAUCCCCUCGAGAUGUGUUCCGGAAAUUGGAUGAAUAUUUGAACAAGAAUACUGUUGUGAUAGCAGACAAGUCCAUUGACAUAGGGGGAGACAACUUUGUUAAUGUCUGUGAUGACGGAAAAUGACCUUCCAUGUCAUUUAUACUGUUGAAAAUGUUUGUCAAUAGUUUGCAAUGAUGUUUCUAUUCCACCUAUACAAUGUUCGUACGGAGGACCAUGGCUUCUCGAUUGGUCAAUUAACUAU